AGGAAACAUCAUGUACGUAAUUUCUCUGUUUCAUUUUUUCGCAGUCAUUCCACUAAGUUCUUCUUAUAAAUUCCUGAUCUAUAGUCCUUUUCUGGGACAUAGUCACAUCAAAUUUUUUGGAAGUAUGGCAGAUGUGCUCAAGGAGGCAGGCCAUGACGUGACGGUUCUAAUGCCUGAAGUUGAUGAAGAGCAUCUAAAUUAUACAGGUGUGGAAAGUACAGCACGGAUAAUUCGCACACCUGGCGAUCCGAGGACUUCAGAGAUACUGAAGAGUGCCAAGCAGGUACAAGUGCGAAACAUAUGGAAUAUAGCUUCAUCUCCGCUAUCAAUGAUUCAAGUGAUGACGAAUGCCAGUGCCAGCAUGGCAUACCUGUGCGAAUCACUACUAAACGACGAUCAACUGCUAAAAACUUUGCUUGAAGAGGAUUUCGACGUUGGUAUCGCUGAAUCGGAUAUUUGUGCACUAGGGAUCUUUGAAUUGCUGAACAUUACAACUACGAUAGCUGUCACAACAAACCCUCACUUGGAUUCUUUGGCAUAUGCAAUCGGCGAACCGACAUUUCCAAGUUAUGUACCAGGCAUACUGAGCACUACAAGCGACAGAAUGUCUUUCAUUGGGAGACUGCAAAACAUUAUGGCUCUGUUGGUUGGUAGGGGUUUGAUGCAAUACCUUUAUGAGGCUGAGGAAGAAGUCUUCGUAGCUCGUUACGGCUCAUUCAAAAGCUAUAACGAGCUGCUUGCCCAGUCAUCGUUUGCUUUCACGAAUGGAAAUCCCUAUCUAGAUUUUCCUCAUCCGACAUUGCAUAAGACAGUAAUGAUUGGUGGAUUCGUUGUCACCAGAGCCAUGAAAAAGAAGCAUACGCUACCAAAGGAAUACGACACCCUCCUGCGCGCUUACAAGCACACAAUAUUGAUAUCAUUCGGAUCGGUGGUGAGAUCUGUAGAUAUGCCAGCAAACAUCAAGCAAACACUUCUUCGCGUCUUUGCUCUGCUGCCGGAUGUCGGCUUCAUCUGGAAAUAUGAAGAACCAAAUUCUACAAUUGCCGACUCGUUGCCAAACGUUGUUGUCAGCCAAUGGCUCCCUCAAAUUGCCCUUUUGAAAGACGAGCGCGUAUCGGCUUUUCUCACUCAUGGUGGAGUUGGCAGUUGUAAUGAAGUGGCGUACUCAGGCAAACCAGUGUUGGUGGUCCCAAUAUUUGGUGAUCAGAUGCGAAACGGUCACAUGCUGGCUCGACAUGGCGGGGCGCUUAUUCUUGACAAAUCGGAUCUUGCUGAUGUUGUGAAACUCAAAAAUGCUUUCGAAGAGAUUCUGCACAAUUCCAAGUACAAGGAAAAUGCGCUGAAGCUUUCACAGAUGCUUCGAAAUCAGCCGAUCCCUCCCGAGCGGUUGCUCGUUACUCAUGCGGAAUUUGCAGCUAGAUUUGGAAAAUUGCCCAAUCUCGACCCAUAUGGACGUCACCUUUACAUGGCACAGUACUUUUUGCUAGACAUAAUAGCAGUUGCUAUAGCUGCUGAUUCCGUUUCACUGUCACCAAUGGGUUCAGCAAGAUUGGCCGCCUAUGCAGGAAUAGGCCUAUCAUCCGUCUGCUUGAUAGUUACUGUACUAUAUCUGCCAAUCUUCAUUUCGAAGAUACAAGCCAUUCAAACAAGACUAGCUAAGAAUGUGGAUGAAUUCAACGUUAUGGAGGCAGAGAUCUGGGUAGAUUUACAACUAGCUCGCAUUGAAGCACCAGCACGUACGCUAAAUAAACGUCAAACGGAGGGAGAAUGCGCGUGCAGUAUGGGAAACGACUGUCCAAGUGGAGCGAAAGGCCGACCGGGCACGGAUGGCAUGGACGGUGUGCCAGGAGCUCCCGGUGAGCGCGGUGAAGUGGGUCUGCCCGGAAUCACACCCCAGCUGCAAGUGAGCGCAGGCGGUUGCCGCAUUUGCCCGGAUGGACCGCAAGGGCUUCCUGGUUAUCCUGGAAAGCCUGGACCAGAAGGUCUGCCAGGUAUUGCUGGUCCGCCAGGUACUGAAGGCCGCCCUGGAGCUGUCGGUGUGGCUGGCUCACUGGGACCUACUGGAGAACGCGGCCAAGCUGGCAAAGAUGGAGAGCCCGGCCCACAUGGAUCCCCUGGAGUACGAGGAGAGAAGGGGUCUCCUGGAAAGCGUGGUCUUCAGGGUAUGGUUGGACCUAGAGGAUAUCCUGGUCACACAGGCCCACCGGGGCAGGUUGGAUCUAUGGGAAUUGUUGGAGAAACUGGACCUAAUGGAAAAAUAGGCCCAAAUGGAUUCUCCGGCGCUCCAGGGAACUUUGGCGAACCUGGGUUGCCUGGAGAAGAUGCUGGCUAUUGUCGCUGCCCCGCUAAAAGCAAAUCUGACCAGUAUAGUUCGAAGUGA
Cylicocyclus nassatus is the source of this 2380-nucleotide messenger RNA. NCBI's taxonomy places the organism in Eukaryota, Metazoa, Nematoda, Chromadorea, Rhabditida, Strongylidae. The record is from the annotation of a GenBank genome assembly.